Molecule: messenger RNA, 570 nt
Organism: Eimeria maxima
Lineage: Eukaryota; Apicomplexa; Conoidasida; Eucoccidiorida; Eimeriidae
Exons: 4
Coding region: 1-570 (189 amino acids)
Source: RefSeq, a predicted model, not a curated record
AUGGCAUCUAAAGUCUGGAAUAAGAAGGGGAUUGCCGAGAUUAAAAAGACCCAGCAGGGAGGGGACUCGGAAAGAUAUGGGCAGAAACCGAGAAGCAAGCAGCACCCAAUGAUGGCUGCAGUGCAGCUUGACACCAUCAAGCCGUUCGGGUGUACACAACCAGGAGCGAAAUUCUCCACUGCUUCCCAGUAUGGAUCUUUGGUGGUGUCAAAGGCAGGCAUACAGAUGGCUCUGCAGGAGUCAGCAGCAAAGACAACGCCAGAACGGGCUAAUUGCUCCAAGCGACUUCAGUUUAGCAACGGCGGGAGCGCGUGGCCACGUGCAGGAUACAAUGCUCCCGGUGAUAAGCAAUUGCCGCUACGUGGUUCGUCGGUGACACGUUCCAAUCCUUUGGGUGGACUAAAACGCGAACCCCCGCCACAAACAAGCGCUAACAUCGCCUCCGCCGCGAAGCAGAGACAAACUCUAGCAUCUGACGCCAUACCUUUUUCGGGAAGCAGGCGCCGAGACAUCCCAGAUGGCGUUAGGACCUCGCUGAUUGAGGCUUUUGAUACUGCCUGCGUGCUAUGA